Penicillium macrosclerotiorum is the source of this 2700-nucleotide messenger RNA. Its product is annotated as threonine/serine exporter family protein. Gene Ontology annotation, molecular function: transmembrane transporter activity. The transcript has a single exon. Bases 1 to 2700 code for a protein of 899 amino acids. The record is from RefSeq and is a predicted model, not a curated record. NCBI's taxonomy places the organism in Eukaryota, Fungi, Ascomycota, Eurotiomycetes, Eurotiales, Aspergillaceae. Gene Ontology annotation, biological process: transmembrane transport.
AUGUCCAACCCGUUCCUGCACAAUCCGCACCCCAGUCCUAGCGAAGAAUAUGAUGAGCUCCCUCUCCCGACCAUUCCCGUCUCUCUUACUCCCGACAUUUCCAAUCGUCACAGUCUCGAACGUGAACCCACGGCCGAUGUCAUCCAGUAUGAAACCGGGCUGGAGGCGCCCGGCCUGCACACGCCCCUGCAGACGCCCGCCGAGGAACUGCCCGAGUCUGCGUUCUUCAGCCCUGCGCCGCCACCCGAAUCGGAGCCACAGCCGAAUCCAAUCCGCUCACCGCGCGUGCGCUUUCGUUCCAUCAGCCGUUCCAUUAGCCAGCGAUACCAUGGCAUCCCUACCGACUCCCAUCGAAUCUUCUCCGAUCAGUCUGACGCCUCCCGGCAUCCAUUGUUGCCGCCCGUAGACCUGAACGAUGUCCCGCUUUCCGGAAGCGUCACCCCACCGGCCCCCACGCAUUCCCGCCACGCGGGCCUCGCGGGCGGUCGCACUCCCGAGGGCCCUGGGGAACCUCACGAUGGAGUCGAUCCAGAGAAGCAGCAUUGGCGAGCUCCCGAGGUCGAGCGCACCGGCUCAACCAUCGACCGCUUUCGAGCUGCCGGCCAGCUCCUGCGCCAGAAGACUGUGCGGCUCACAGAGCGCCUCGGUCGCCCCGUGGACGAGGGCGAGGCCCUGAACGCAUCCAUGUUACCCGAUGAUCUCGAGACUGGCAUCUCCGCUGAGGAGUUGCAAGCUCGCCGUGCGCGCCGUGAUGCGGAUCGCCUGCGUGCCUUGGAGGCAGGCGAGGAGCCCAUCGAACCCCCUCCCAGCGCCGAGGCUCAUCGUCUCGUCCGCAGCAUGACCCAGGCCCAGGGUCAUCUGCGCAGUCGUCGUCCGCGGGGUGCCUACCAGCGCUCUGGCCAGACAACUCCCGAGGGCAUGCUGAGAGAAUUUGCUGCCCGUCGCCGGUCCAGCGGAUUCGGCGGAGCCGGCAGCGGCAUUUUGUCCCAACUGCUGAAACUUCAUGCCAGCCAGACGAACAGCUCGUCGCGCGCCGGGAGUGUCAUCACUGAUGACUCGGACAGUGAGACGCAGGUCUCGUCUGGUGCCACGACCCCAAAGAAAGGCAUGCUGACUCCUCCCAUGCCUGUAUCCAUGCCUCCCUCGGGUUCAGCCACCCCUCGCAAGGAGAAGCUGAAAUGGUAUAAGAAAUCGGCUCAUCGGUCAACCUCAUCGCUGGUCGAUGCAUCGAUGAACCUGAGUCGUGCCAGCCUGCCUGCGGGCGCUGCGGAAGCCCUCCAGCCUCCAGGCAAGAAGCAUAAGAGAAAUAAACGCAGGACUCGUCUGGAAGACGAGAUCCGGGUCACUGUCCACAUUGCCGAGAUCCUGGCUCGUCAACGAUACAUUAUGCAGUUGUGUCGCGCCCUGAUGCGGUAUGGUGCUCCCACGCACCGCUUGGAGGAAUAUAUGCAGAUGACGGCCCGAGUCCUAGAGGUUUCGGGUCAGUUCCUAUAUCUUCCUGGCUGCAUGAUUAUGUCUUUCGACGACCCGACAACCCGCACCGCCGAGGUCAAGCUGGUCCGUAUGGUCCAGGGUGUCGACUUGGGACGUCUUGCCGACACCCACAACGUUUAUAAGAACGUGGUGCACGAUCUGAUCGGCGUCGAGGAGGCGACCCAAGAAUUGGACGAAAUCAUGCAACGGAAGCCACGCUUCAACAAAUGGAUCCUGGUACUUAUGUAUGGCUUUGCUAGUGCUGCAGUCGGUCCUUUUGCCUUUGAAGCGCGGCCUAUUGACAUGCCUAUCAUCUUCUUUCUUGGGUGCCUGGUCGGCUUUAUGCAGCACGUUCUUGCCCCCCGCUCUAUUCUCUACUCCAACGUGUUUGAAGUCACUGCGGCUGUGCUGAUAUCCUUCCUCGCCCGUGCAUUCGGCAGCAUCAGGGUCACACGGAAUGGAGCCAGUGAGGAGCUCUUCUGCUUCUCGGCGAUGGCUCAAUCUUCCAUCGCUCUUAUCCUCCCCGGUUUUAUGGUUCUCUGUUCCAGUUUGGAGCUGCAGUCUCACCAGAUGAUCGCUGGUUCGAUCCGUAUGGUAUAUGCUAUUAUCUACUCGCUCUUUCUCGGCUACGGCAUUACGGUUGGAACGACUAUCUAUGGCCUUAUGGACACGAAUGCCACUUCGUCCACAACUUGCUCUAGUUUAAACAUCUAUGGCUCGGAGUACGCUCGCAAGUUCCCAUUUGUGGCUAUCUAUGCUGUCUUCUUGGCUAUCGUCAACCACGGCAAGUGGAAGCAAAUGCCUGUUAUGGUCUUCAUUGCGGUUUCGGGCUACGUUACCAAUUACUUCAGCACUACCAAGCUCGGCUCUAACUCUGAAGUUGCCAACACCGUUGGUGCCUUCACGAUUGGUGUCCUCGGCAACCUUUACAGCCGUCUCUGGCACGGCCAUGCUGCCACCGCUAUCUUACCUGGCAUCUUCGUGCUCGUUCCCUCCGGUCUUGCCUCCAGUGGAGCCCUCAUCUCCGGUAUCAAAUAUGCAGAUGAAGUGCGUCAGAAUAUCCAGAAUGGCAACAGCUCAGCUACCAGCAGUUCCUCAGAUACUUCCGUGGCUAGUCUUGGCUUCGGCAUGAUCCAAGUUGCUAUCGGUAUUACUGUUGGCCUGUUCAUCGCUGCUCUUGUCGUUUAUCCCUACGGUAAAAGGCGCACUGGUCUGUUCAGUUUCUAA